This is a messenger RNA of Glycine soja, 2281 nucleotides long. Its product is annotated as probable plastidic glucose transporter 2. The record is from RefSeq and is a predicted model, not a curated record. The transcript is spliced from 15 exons. Gene Ontology annotation, molecular function: hexose transmembrane transporter activity. NCBI's taxonomy places the organism in Eukaryota, Viridiplantae, Streptophyta, Magnoliopsida, Fabales, Fabaceae. Bases 352 to 1812 code for a protein of 486 amino acids. Gene Ontology annotation, cellular component: membrane. Gene Ontology annotation, biological process: monosaccharide transmembrane transport.
UGUUUCUUCAGCCAGUGCCGUUUCUGGGUCGCGUUCCUUUCUUCCUUCCUUCUUUUUCCCCCCUACAAACAAAAACAAAGCAACAUUCCCUUUUCUAUCUGUUUCCUUCGCGAACCAGCAACAACCCCCGGCGCACGAUAGCGCCAUCGCUUUCGUUACGCGGUUGGUAACCGUCUCUCUUUCAUCACCGUUUUUAUUUCCAUUCACAAAACCAACAACCUCUCUGUGAUUUUUCUUCACUUUUCUCUCUCGGAACAAAACGGAGGAUCCGUCAUAGUAUUGAGGAACUCGUUUGCUGCUUAGGAUCAUCAAAAUUUCUCCAGUAUUCUCUGCCAAGUCAAAUAUUGGCUAAUGUGGGUGGGACAUUCAUCUAUGUACAAGCGCACUCCUUCGAGAGAUAAUUCAAACAUGGAGGACAUGGAAGAAAACUCAGAUCUUUUAGACAUCGGCCUGGACAAGGGAACAUCAAAUCCUUCAUUGAUGCUUUCUUUACCGCAUGUACUUGUGGCGACCAUUUCUUCAUUCCUUUUUGGAUACCAUCUGGGGGUUGUUAAUGAACCACUUGAGAGCAUUUCUGUGGAUCUUGGCUUCCGUGGAAAUACAUUGGCAGAAGGUCUGGUGGUGAGCAUAUGCCUUGGUGGUGCCUUGAUUGGAUGUCUACUAAGUGGUUGGAUUGCUGAUGGGGUGGGGCGUCGUAGGGCUUUCCAGUUGUGUGCUCUGCCAAUGAUAAUUGGUGCUUCUAUGAGUGCAGCAACAAACAACUUGUUUGGCAUGCUUGUAGGAAGGUUGUUUGUUGGGACUGGCUUGGGCCUGGGCCCUCCUGUUGCCUCUCUGUAUGUGACAGAGGUUUCUCCUGCUUUUGUGCGGGGCACCUUUGGAGCUUUCAUCCAGAUUGCAACAUGCCUUGGUCUAAUGGGAGCUUUAUUUAUUGGAAUCCCUGUCAAAGAAAUUUCUGGAUGGUGGCGGGUUUGUUUUUGGGUAUCUACCAUUCCAGCUGCUAUACUUGCCGCAGCUAUGGUCUUCUGCGCAGAGAGUCCGCAUUGGUUAUACAAGCAAGGAAGAACUGCUGAAGCAGAAGCUGAGUUUGAGAGACUUCUGGGUGUAUCAGAAGCAAAAUUUGCAAUGUCGGAGUUAUCCAAGGUAGAUAGAGGUGAUGAUACUGAUACUGUAAAGCUGUCGGAAUUGCUUCAUGGUCGUCAUUCUAAAGUUGUUUUUAUUGGAUCAACCCUAUUUGCUUUACAACAGCUAUCUGGUAUAAAUGCUGUGUUUUAUUUCUCUUCAACUGUUUUUAAAAGUGCUGGAGUCCCAUCAGACAUUGCAAAUGUCUGCAUAGGAAUCGCUAAUUUGGCAGGAUCUAUCGUUUCAAUGGGUUUGAUGGAUAAGCUUGGAAGGAAGGUUCUACUUUUCUGGAGUUUCUUUGGCAUGGCAAUAGCAAUGAUCCUUCAAGCCACAGGAGCAACUUCACUUGUAUCAAACGUGGGAGCUCAGUACUUUUCUGUUGGUGGCAUGUUACUGUUUGUCUUAACAUUUGCUCUGGGGGCUGGUCCAGUUCCAGGUCUCCUUCUACCAGAAAUCUUUCCUAGUCGAAUAAGAGCCAAAGCCAUGGCAGUCUGUAUGUCAGUGCAUUGGGUGAUAAAUUUCUUUGUUGGACUACUGUUCUUGCGUUUGCUGGAGAAACUUGGUCCACAGCUGCUUUACUCCAUGUUUGCUACCUUUUGCAUCAUGGCAGUAACUUUUGUAAAAAGAAAUGUGGUGGAAACCAAAGGGAAGUCACUUCAUGAAAUUGAGAUCGCACUUCUUCCUCAAGACUAGAUCUCUAUUCAUUUGAUUGCUCUAAUUUUGCAUAGUUUUUCGGCUGAGCAGAUUGUGUUUCGUCUAUUUUGGUUGACCUUAACAUUACAAGGGGAAGCUCAGGAACUAUGCAUUGUUUUGCUGCAACAUUAGUACGAAGAGGCUUAGGUAUUAUGGCUAGCUGUGAUGUAGUAGGUGGUACUAUUAGCGGCUUACAACACGAGACCCUUCUGUUGUUACUCGCGGCUUGUGAUUCUAUGAUUUGGCAUCCACGUAAAGGGAGACAUAAUUCAUCAGGGGGGAUCUAUGCAUCCCAUAAUAUUCCAUAAAUGUACUACUUUAUGUAAUAUUAUAUAUGUUUCUGUACGUGACAUUAUUUUUAAUCGCUUCAAUUUUGUCCCAUUUUGGAUACGAAGUAGUCUAGCAUGUAAAUUCUGUUGCAGAGUAUAUCGAGGAAAAUGGGAAGAAGCUUUGUGUGAUUAAGAAAUAA